AUGGUACGAUGCGCGGACUGUGGAAAGCCGAUCAAUACCAUUUACAACGGCAAGCGCUCGUCCAGCUGGACAUACCUCGAGGGUAAAGACAAUGUCGCGGUGAUGGCGGGAACACAUGCGGCCAAGGUGAUUGUAGAGGGCAACAAGGCCGUGGGCGUGGAAGUCGUCGGUCCAGAGGGGCAGCGACUCUCGCUGAGGGCCAAAUGCGAGGUCAUUUUGUCACUAGGUGUCUACGAGUCGCCCAAGCUGCUCAUGCUGUCAGGUAUCGGGCCCAAGGAAACCCUCAAGAAGCACGGCAUCAAGACACUGGUCGACUCUCCCCACGUCGGGCAGAACCUGCUCGACCACCCGAUCAUGCCGUACGCCCUGCGCCUCAAAGACGGCGUCGGGCUAGACAACCACCUCCUGCGCGCCGGCCCCGAGAAAGCGGCCGCGCUGGCAGCCUACGAGUGGAAGAACAAGGGCCAUUUGACCAGCGGGCUGUUGGAGGUCAUAGGCCUGCCGCGGAUCGACGCGCGACUGGAGAAAUACUCCGAGUGCGUCGCAGCGAAGGAAGCCAACGGCGGCAAGGACCCCUUUGGACCGGCGGGCCAGCCUCACUUCGAGGUCGAUUUCGUGCCCAUGUUCUGCGACGCCUUCCAGUGGCACUUUCCCACGCCGCCCCAGGGCGACUACAUGAGCAUCAUCGUGGACCUGCUGCGACCGCAGUCGAAGAAUGGGGUCGUGACGCUGCGGUCGACUGAUCCCCUGGACCAGCCUGACAUUAGCCUCAACUUCUUCUCCGACAAGCUUGAUCUGAUGGCGAUGCGCGAGGGUGUACGCGAGAUCUAUGAUAUCCUCUGCAAUGGUGAGGCAAUGAAGGAUCUGGUGCAGGGCGAGUUCCCCUGGGCGAUGCCGCUUACUAGCGAUGAUGCCAUGGACAGGCAGAUCCUCGAGCGGUCGCAGACUGGCUUUCAUCCCUGUGGCACCACACGCAUGAGCAAGGACGUGAAUGGCGGCGUCGUCGAUGGCAAGCUCAAGGUCCAUGGCAUCGACAACCUCCGUGUCAUCGACGCCUCAGUCAUCCCAGUGAUUCCGGACUGCCGGAUCCAGAACGCGGUGUACAUGGUAGCCGAGAAGGGAGCCGAUAUGAUCAAGGCCGCGUACCCUUAG
Molecule: messenger RNA, 1152 nt
Organism: Anthostomella pinea
Lineage: Eukaryota; Fungi; Ascomycota; Sordariomycetes; Xylariales; Xylariaceae
Source: the annotation of a GenBank genome assembly